UUCGUCCCAUCGAUUUCUUACCCUGAACACAGAAGUUCGCUUCCGCACGCUCCAUUACGAAAUCCCAACGUCUCUCCGCAGCGCCUCCGCCCGUCCUCCUCUCACCUCCGAUGGAGCGGCGGCAGUGGAGCCUCUCCGACUUCGACGUCGGCAAGUUCAUCGGCGAGGGCAAGUUCGGCAAGGUCUAUCUCGGCCGCGAGAGGCAGAGCGGCUACGUGGUGGCGCUCAAGGUGAUAUACAAGACGAAGCUGGAGAAGUACCGGUUCCACGGGCACCUGCGGCGGGAGAUCGAGAUCCAGCACGGCCUCGACCACCCCAACGUGCUCCGCCUCUUCGCCUGGUUCCACGACGCCGAGCGGGUCGUCCUCGUCCUCGAGUACGCCGCCCGCGGGGAGCUAUACAAGCUCCUCCGCAGCGUCGGCCACUUCUCGGAGCGGACCGCCGCCACCUAUGUAGCAAGCCUUGCUGGUGCACUGGCAUACUGUCACAAGAAGCAGGUAAUUCACAGGGACAUCAAGCCGGAAAAUUUGCUCCUUGAUAUCGAGGGCCGGCUUAAAAUUGCAGAUUUUGGAUGGGCGGUUCGAUCAAAUGCUAAACGUCACACACUCUGUGGCACAAUAGAUUACCUGGCACCGGAGAUGGUAGAGAAAAAGGCUCACGAUUACGCCGUUGACAACUGGACUUUAGGAAUCCUGUGCUACGAGUUUUUGUAUGGUUCGCCACCCUUUGAAGCUGCAGAACAGCAAGAUACCCUGAUGAGGAUAGUCAAAGUGGACUUGCUGUUCCCUAAAACUAGUGACAUAUCUGCAGAUGCCAAGGAUCUCAUUUGCAAGCUGCUAGUGAAGGAUUCGAGCAAGAGGAUUUCUCUUGACGAUAUUCUGAAGCAUCCAUGGAUUGUAAAGAAUGCAGAACCUUCAGGGAGUUGCAUUGAGCAAAAAGCUAGUGCAUAAGCUUCUUAGUAAGUCCACGGCACUUCUCGCCGUUGCGAGCCGGCCUGGAUUUUGGCGAAGUUCUUGUUUGCCAACAUGCCGAACAUAGAAGAAGUGAACAGUUAGCAUCAUCUGCACCAUAGAUUUUGUUUUAUUCUUUUUUUCUUUUCGGGCGAUUUGUACCAUAGAAUUUGGCCUUUCUCCGGAGAGGUUCUCUUAAGUUAACCUACUACUACUAAUGCUCUCUUGGUGGUGAAUCAGUGUUCUGAAAUACGAUUUCAGUGCAUCUCCAGUGUGCCGUCCAGUGCAUCUGCAGCGCUACCACUGUUCUGAACUGCCGGAUACCAUCUUUGUUCUGUUGGUU
Triticum dicoccoides is the source of this 1293-nucleotide messenger RNA. RefSeq names its product serine/threonine-protein kinase Aurora-3-like. NCBI's taxonomy places the organism in Eukaryota, Viridiplantae, Streptophyta, Magnoliopsida, Poales, Poaceae. The record is from RefSeq and is a predicted model, not a curated record. The transcript has 7 exons. The coding region runs from base 111 to 950 and encodes 279 amino acids. Gene Ontology annotation, biological process: protein phosphorylation. Gene Ontology annotation, molecular function: protein kinase activity; ATP binding.